This is a messenger RNA of Misgurnus anguillicaudatus (oriental weatherfish), 1945 nucleotides long. The record is from RefSeq and is a predicted model, not a curated record. Lineage: Eukaryota; Metazoa; Chordata; Actinopteri; Cypriniformes; Cobitidae.
GAGAAGGUUGAGGUGAAUAAAAACAUAUAAAUAUUUCUUGAUCUUUUAAACAAAAGUAUUCCAGCAACUUAAAUAUUAUUGAAACUAUGUUAAAUAAUAUUACAGUGACACUUGAAGUAAUUAUACUAUAUUAUUUCUAUAGUACUGAGAGUUGUUCCACUAGGACCAAAGUUACACAAGGGAAGAGAUUUACUUCACUUUUUAACCCAUUAGGUAGAUGCUGAACAAACAAUCUCAAAUGACACAAUCUUCAGUGAAUUCACUAUCACACCAGUUCAUCUAUAAAUGCUGUGAAGAAGUCAAACAAGCAGCUGCUGUCACAACACAUUCAACUACUCUACUAUUCUGAUCCACUGUUGUAAUGAUGGAGUGUGUUAAAGAGGAGACUGAUCCUGAAUCAUUCACAAUAACACCUCAACAUACUCAACAACAAAGAGGUUUGUCUCUAAUCUUAAUGACUGAUGAAGAGCAUCUUAAGGAACAUAAAGUAAGUCACACUGAUGAGAGGACCUUUGCAUGCUCUCAGUGUGGCAAAUGUUUUAAACGAAAAAGAAAUCUUGAUGUUCACAUAAAGUCUCACACUGGAGAAAGGCCCUACAGCUGCCCUCAGUGUGAAAAGACCUACAGAAAAAAAGACCACCUUAAGGAUCAUUUAGUGAUUCACACUGGUGAGUGGCCCUACACCUGCCCUCAGUGUGAUAAGGGUUUUUUACAGAAAAAAAAUCUUGAUAUUCACAUAAAGACUCACAAUGAAGGAAAGCCAUACAGCUGCCCUCACUGUGAAAAUAGUUACCUAUGUAAAGGGGGUCUUAUGAAACAUAUAAUAAUUCACACAGAUAAGAGGCCCUUUGCAUGUCCUCAUUGUGAAAUGACUUACAUGCGUAAACAGCAUCUUACAGAUCAUAUAGUGACUCAUACUAGUGGGAGACCCUUUGUAUGCCCGCAGUGUUAUAAGGGUUUUUCAUUUAAAAGAUGUCUUAUUGUUCACUUAAAGACUCACACUGAAAAAAGCACAUACAAAUGUAAAGAGUCUCUGAAAGAAUAUAAAAUAAGUCGUACUGAUCAAACACCUUUCUCUUGCCUUCAAUGUGAAAAGAGUUUUACAAAAAAGGGAGUCCUUAAUAUUCACAUGAGGAUUCACAGUGGUUAUAGGCCUUACACCUGUCCUCAUUGUGAAAAGGGUUUCACAAAAAAAGUACAUUUAGACAGUCACAUACGCGUUCAUACUGGAGAAAAACCUUACAACUGUCCUCAGUGUGACAAGAGUUUUAAAGAACCAGGAGAUCUUCGGAAUCACAUACGAAUUCAUACUGGAGAGAAACCUUUUGAGUGCCCGCAGUGUGACAAGAGUUUUAAUCAACGUGGAUCUCUUAAGCAUCACAUACGAGUUCAUACAGGUGAGAAGCCUUACUCGUGCUAUCUGUGUGAUAAGCGUUUUACACAAGCACGAAGUCUCAAACUACAUAUGAUGUCUGACCAUACUGAAGAAAACCCCUAAAAGUGCUCACAUUGAGGAAAGAGUUUUAUUGAGUUUGUAUGGCGAUCAAAGACAAGUGACUGUAUACUGGAGAGAAGCUGCGAUAUGUGAUAUGAAGAUAAACCUCACGAUUGAAUUACUCCAAUAUAACAUCAAGUGGUGAAAUUCGUUACUGUAUCUCAUCUUGUAGAGCAUUGUGUUAGCAGUGCAAAAGGUAUAGGGUUCGAUCCCAGGAUCACACAUUCUGAUUAAAUGCUUUAAUGUAUUGUUAACUUUCUUUUGAUAAAGAUUUUCGCAAAAUGCAUUAAAAUGUAAAUACAUUUUUUUCAGGAUUUAUUGUUUUUUGUGUUGGUGCUAAUAUCGUUACUCUGAGAUUUGCACUUAUUAGAGGUCAUUUGUUAAAUGAUGGUAACAACGGUCUAAAUCUCCAUUCAUUAACUUAAGAGAACAAAUAAAAAUUUUGACUGA